AUGCAUCUUCUUCCAAACCACUGCGCAUUCGCGGCAAUCGUACUUUUGGUCUACUGUGGAGGAGUGGGCGACGUGCCUCAGCUUGCCAGCAACUUCAUUGUGUGCCGAGUUUUAAGCAACAAGGAAAAUCCACUAGUAGCACAUAUCUUUCAAAUACCACUUUUUUACGAUUUGUUGGAAGUUAAGCCUAUAAAGUUCAUUCCAGGGGCGCAUCGUUCUCAACUGGAAAAACACUGUCAAAUUUCUACCAAAAUUGUAUCAUAUCUAUUUCGAGAGCCAAAAUGCCUCCACAGAACGAACACGUCAUAA
Molecule: messenger RNA, 309 nt
Organism: Akanthomyces muscarius
Lineage: Eukaryota; Fungi; Ascomycota; Sordariomycetes; Hypocreales; Cordycipitaceae
Exons: 2
Coding region: 1-309 (102 amino acids)
Source: RefSeq, a predicted model, not a curated record